This is a messenger RNA of Pelagomonas calceolata, 1383 nucleotides long. Lineage: Eukaryota; Pelagophyceae; Pelagomonadales; Pelagomonadaceae. The record is from the annotation of a GenBank genome assembly.
AUGGCCGAGAACAUCCCCCUGUUGAACGAGUCCAUGAACGGCGCUAGACUAGCGGGCGUCGUCGACUACCUAAGACAUCAAAAAAGAGACGUCUACUAUGGAUUUGUCGGCCCCGCGAGAGAGGAGGGCCAGCCCACGAACAAGGCGAACCAGGCCUACUUCACGCAGCGCGACUGGUUAGGUGGAGAAACUUUACAACGGGGCGCGGAGGUCGCCUUCACCCUAAGCUACAAAGACGGCAAGCCCCAAGCGAAUGAUAUUACGCCCGUCGAGCAGGACCCCGCUCUACUACAAAAGAAGAAGCCGCAGAACAAGAAGCCUCUACAACGCAAGGACACCAAGUCGACGAAGUUGACGCUCGAAACGCUCUCGACGCGCGUGCUGGAGCUCGUCGACGCGGAAGAUGGUGAGUUGUUAUCGGCCAACCUCAACCGGAGAUACAGGCGCAAGUACGGUUGUGACUUAGAUUUCCGAAGCUUGGGCUUCGAGCGGCUUAACCAAUGUUUGAGGGAGGUACCUGGCGUGUCUGUAGGAAUAGGAGCAAGGGCGGUCGUCGACCGGACCGAGGGCGAGAAGAAGCCUACUACUUCCAAAAAAGCUACGGUGACGUGCUGCUACUUUUUGAGAGAUGCCUGCGACAAGGGCGACGCGUGCCGCUACGUUCACCAGAAGCCACUGCCCGCUGGUGAGAAAUGCUCGUGGGGCGCGCGGUGCCGCUUCGGCUGCGCGCCUCAGGUCGAGAAGGAGGCUCCCGCGGUGACGGGUGAUUUGGAUGCGUUAUGUGAUCAAGUGCUCAAGCUGUGCGAUCAGCAUGGGAGCAUCCUACUAGCAAAUCUCCCGAAGACUUAUAGCACGGCCUACAAGACGAAGAUCAACCCUAGGGACUACGGUCAUGAAAAACUAGCUCAUGUCCUACAAGGUUUACAAGGUUUACAUGUCGAGACGGGGCCCCGAGGGUUUGUUGCUAGAGAAGGCGACGACGUCCAGCCGCCGCCCCAGACCUCCACGGAGAAAAAGCCCGUUAGAGUCGUGUCGGAGAAGGCGUCCCCGGAUACGCUCGAGGCGCUUUCGACCGAAAUCCUGCAGGUUAUUGACGCGAACGAGGGCGAGGUCCUAGCUGCCCAUUUACCGAAGCGCUACCAUAGGACCUUCGGCAAGAAAUUGGUCCCGCAGGACUACGGCUGCGAGAAGCUGCUUGAGUUACUCAGAGCGACUCCUAGGGUCGGGUGUGGUUCCGGGCCGCGGGCGACCGUGACGAGAAGCGCGCCGCGCGCGCCGGCGGCCGCGGAGGACGACACCGACUUGGCGAACCCCACGAUCGACACGAUCGAGGUGUGCGAUCUCGGCGCGCACGCGCCGACGUUCACGCCGUCGGCGCAGUAG